Molecule: messenger RNA, 948 nt
Organism: Galendromus occidentalis (western predatory mite)
Lineage: Eukaryota; Metazoa; Arthropoda; Arachnida; Mesostigmata; Phytoseiidae
Exons: 5
Coding region: 20-688 (222 amino acids)
Source: RefSeq, a predicted model, not a curated record
AGGAAAUCUCGCCGGAGCGAUGGAGGCACCGCGGAGGAAGAACGCAGAUUUCCAGAGAUGCUUGCAAUCAGAUGGUGUGGGUGAUGCCGAGGCGGAUCCGGUUCGACUCAGCGAUUCUCGGGUCCGGAAAGAAUACGAAGAGACGAUCGGGAAACUCAAGGAUCGAAUCAACGAGCUCUCGGGAGUCGUCGCCAGCGACCGCGAAAAGCUCGUAGAAUGCGACGCAGUCAAACGCAAGUUGGUCGCACUCGAUGCGAAGUUGAUCAACCAGAGCUUGCAGCUCGAAAAAGCGACUAAGGAGAUCGCGGCGCUGCGGAAGGUGAACGAAGACAUCCGAGUUGAGAAUUCCAGUCUCCUGAGAAUUUACGAGCACGAAGUGAGGCGCGCAGACUUUCUCCAAGGCCUUUGCAUCGACCUCGACGAGGAGAAUAAGGGGCUUCACGAAAAACAGGGACAGUCAUCCUACGUGGGAACGCCAGAUGUUCCCAGUAGGGUCGAAACCCGAUCACCUUCUCUCCCCGACGCGAGUUACCUGCAGGAAUCAUCUUCGCUAUCCACUUCCGCGCCGGCUGAAUCCUUCUACCAGGACGACCAACUGAGACGACGGAGUCGUCGUACCUUGGAACACCUGACUGAACUCAUGUGCGAGCGUAGGCGUCGCGGCGGUGAAGAUAUCACACCUCGUUGAACCAGUUUUAGCGAUACGGGGUAGAUUUUCGACGGCGCUCAGAUUUCUGAGGAUUCUCGCUACGUUUGAUUCCAUCGAGGAACGACGCAUCCCGCGGAAUCAAGCGGCGGUGUCGGCUACCGGUGGAUUCUAGCAGCGUCGGUGGAUUAUGCUUCACUCUCCCACGAUGAAAAUAUAUCUCGUCGUGUGCAAACUGUAUGCAGGAGCACCCUCGCGAAAGAGUGACUUUGUAACAUCUAGAAAUAAAACGAGUAGUACUU